AUGAAGGCACCACUUCUUCAUCUUGUGCUCAUCAUCAAUGUUGUAUUACUGGCGGUGAAUGUCAUGUGGAUGAUACAACAAGGUGCUACUCCCGAACAAGAUCAGCCUCAUCAUCAAGUGCUACUCAAUAAUAAUAAUACCGAACAUAUUCAUUAUGAUAAUAAUACUACAUCAAUACAAAUACAGGAAAUAUCACCAAUUCAAAAUAAUCAUACAAUGGAGAGGGUCCAAGAAUCACAAGAACAACAAGUAUUGGACAAUCAAUUUGAUGAGCAAUGUCUGUUUCACAUGUUGAUAUUGACUGUACCUAGGCUGGAAAUUGAAGGAUCCAGAUAUCACUAUCUAAAAUCAACGCUUAAUGGCUUGUAUUCACAAUUGGGAAAUACCAUCUUUAUGCCGUGUGUAACUGUGUUCAAUCCAAAUCCAAUAUGGAGAAGUGAGCUUGAGGAGGCUAUUCCUGAGCAAGUUAGGGGAUGGAAACGGUUUAGAAUAUUGGAAAAUCAGUAUAGGAGUGAUAUUUUCCAAUCUCCUUCAAUGAGUCAAAAGAAAAAGAAUCAAUCCAACAACUUUUUUGACAUGAUGAAGACCUUUUUGAAUGUGUCCACACUCGAGAGGAAUGUAGUUUUUAUGGAGGAUGAUUUUGUAAUGUGUGAGGAUGUAUCAUCUCACUUUAUUCACGUUCUCAAUAAGGCCUCAGAUCCAGAACUCUUUUCAGGAGUGAGAUUCUCUUUUGGACUCAAUGGAGUGCUCGUUCAAAGGAGAGACCUUCCGCAAAUGAUUUACAUGUGUGAAGAGUAUGCUUUUAAGGAUUUCCCAAUUGACAAUCUUUUGGAAGAAUUUUUAAAUAAGAAAACAAAGAUGGGAAAGGACUAUUUCAAAAAUAGAGAAUUCUUUACCUACAGAUAUCAAUUGAUGGAACAUAUUGGAAAAAUAUCUUCAGUUGGUAAUGAUAGAGAUCAGGAAAUGAUGGAUUUGACUUUCCCUCAUUGCUAUGAAACUCAAAUCUACUCUCAAAUCAUGAAUCAGUACAAAUUAUACUGUGCUCACUCACUGUUUUCUCCAUGUGAUCGACCAAAAAAGCUUCAAUUUUCACACGAUGUAUUUGAAUUUCCACUCAAACCGCCUACUUUAAAAAUUACUCUCUCAGAGCUCAAUAAGGUCGAAAGUGUAUUGUGUGAAGAAGGAGAGGAUUGUGACACUUGUUGCAAAAAGAGAGCUAAAACUUGUGAUGUUUCAUUCUUCCCCUACAUUAACCAUUGCAGAGAAAUACAGAAACAUUCAAAAGAGAGAUGUAAUUGUAAGAUCGAUGAUGAAUUUUUCAGUUCCAUAGCACCAAGUAUGGACACUAACAAAGAUUGCUAUGUUGGAUAUAGACCAAGUAGAUUCUCAUGUUCUAACAAGAAAUCAAAGAGUAAUCACCGUAGAUUAUGUCCAUGCAAAUCUUGA
Naegleria gruberi is the source of this 1446-nucleotide messenger RNA. RefSeq lists its product as uncharacterized. The record is from RefSeq and is a predicted model, not a curated record. Gene Ontology annotation, molecular function: alpha-1,6-mannosylglycoprotein 6-beta-N-acetylglucosaminyltransferase activity. Gene Ontology annotation, biological process: protein N-linked glycosylation. NCBI's taxonomy places the organism in Eukaryota, Heterolobosea, Eutetramitea, Acrasida, Naegleriidae. The transcript has a single exon. The coding region runs from base 1 to 1446 and encodes 481 amino acids.